AUGCAGAAGAUGAAGGAUCCGCGGCCUAGGUCUUCUAAACCAACGACAAUUCAUGGCUAUGCGCAGACAGGAGAUAUUAAUGCGUUCCAGAAGUUACUUCGCAACAAUCCAUCUCUUCUCAAUGAGCGGAACCCUAUCAUGGCACAGACACCCCUUCAUGUUUCUGCUGGUUACAAUAGAAUUGAGAUUGUGAAUUUUCUUCUUGAUUGGCAAGGGCCUGAAAAGGUUGAAUUGGAGGCCAAGAACAUGUAUGGGGAGACUCCUUUGCAUAUGGCAGCUAAGAAUGGAUGUAAUGGAUCUGCAAAAAUCCUUCUUGCUCGCGGUGCUGCUGUCGAGGCUAAAGCAAAUAAUGGGAUGACUCCUUUGCAUCUUGCUGUUUGGCACUCGCUUAGAGCUGAAGACUUCUCAACUGUAAAUACUCUGCUGGAGCAUAAUUCUGAUUGCAGCGCUAAAGACAAUGAGGGUAUGACACCUUUAGAUCAUCUCUCACAAGGCCCAGGUAAUGAAAGAUUACGGGAUCUUCUCCUCCGGUAUCUUGAGGAGCAGCAUAAGAGAAGAGCCAUUGAAGCAUGUAGCGAGACAAAAGCCGUAAUGGAUGCUCUUGAGAGUGAGUUGUUAAAUAUAGUGGGAUUGAAUGCACUUAAGCUGCAACUUCAGAAGUGGGCCAAGGGGAUGCUCUUGGACGAGAGGCGCCGUGCCCUUGGGCUUAAAGUUGGUGCCAGAAGACCACCUCAUAUGGCGUUUCUUGGUAAUCCUGGAACAGGUAAAACAAUGGUAGCUCGAGUCCUCGGAAAACUACUCCACAUGGUGGGCAUACUUCCAACUGAAAAGGUAACAGAAGUCCAAAGAACAGAUUUGGUUGGAGAAUUUGUUGGCCAUACAGGCCCAAAGACAAGAAGAAAGAUACAAGAAGCGGAGGGAGGCAUCCUGUUUGUAGAUGAAGCGUAUCGCUUAAUACCAAUGCAGAAGUCGGACGAUAAAGACUAUGGAUUAGAAGCAUUGGAGGAGAUCAUGUCCUUCAUGGACAGUGGAAAAGUGGUUGUAAUAUUUGCUGGGUAUAGUGAACCAAUGAAGCGUGUAAUAUCUUCGAACGAAGGCUUCUGCAGGCGGGUGACGAAGUUUUUCCAUUUUGACGACUUCAGUUCAAAAGACCUUGCCCAAAUGCUUCAUCUUAAAAUGUGUAAUCAAGCUGAGCAAAGUCUACUGUAUGGAUUUAAGUUGCACCCCUCAUGCACUGUGGAGGCGGUUGCCGCUCUCAUAGAACAGGAAACAACUGAAAAACAACGUCAGGAGAUGAAUGGAGAUGUUGGCGACGUUUCGCCCGUUAUAAGAUCUAGUGCCCGGCUCAGUCACCAUCGUCGCCUCUAUUCAAGAGAUACCAGGCCCGUGACCGAAUUUCGAUCGCCCUCCGCCCGCAAACAGCCACCCCUGACGCGACCCUCCUCCGGCGAUUCCUAG
Molecule: messenger RNA, 1458 nt
Organism: Striga hermonthica
Lineage: Eukaryota; Viridiplantae; Streptophyta; Magnoliopsida; Lamiales; Orobanchaceae
Source: the annotation of a GenBank genome assembly